Molecule: messenger RNA, 1055 nt
Organism: Lolium rigidum
Lineage: Eukaryota; Viridiplantae; Streptophyta; Magnoliopsida; Poales; Poaceae
Product: protein cornichon homolog 1-like
Exons: 5
Coding region: 244-693 (149 amino acids)
Biological process (GO): vesicle-mediated transport
Source: RefSeq, a predicted model, not a curated record
UGGUUCGUCUAAAGUCGUCACCUCCUUUCUGCGGCGCCUUCCGAUUGACCCGUCGAAUCCAUCUCCUCUCCUCUCGCCGGCGACGACCACGCCAUUGAAAUCGGCCAGACUGGUUUUGGGCACCUCACCACCUAUCUGCCAGGACCGGUUGAUUGAGCGCAGAGGAAGAGAGGAGGGGGGACGGAAGCGGUCCUUUAGGAGUAAAAAUCGGCCCAGUCCCGUGCAGCGGCGGCGGUGUCGGCCAUGUCUGUGGAACUCGUCCUCUGGCUCUUCUCCUUCGCCUCCGUGAUGGCCCUCGUCGGCCUCACCGCCUACCAGCUUAUCUGUUUAUCCGAUUUGGAGUUUGACUAUAUCAAUCCAUAUGAUUCAUCAUCUCGCAUCAACGCAGUGGUCAUAAUAGAAUAUGCACUCCAAGGGGUCCUGUGUGCUGCUUUCCUCUUGACGCUGAAUUGGUUUCCUUUUCUAGUUAUGGCUCCUGUGACAUACUACCAUGUGAAGCUGUAUAUGAAACGGAAGCAUCUUGUUGAUGUUACUGAGAUAUUCCGACAACUACAUGGGGAGAAGAAGUACCGGAUGAUCAAACUCGCCUUCUACUUUGGCUUAUUUAUUAUAACUAUUUACAGGCUUGUCAUGACUGCUGUGCUAUUAUUUAUUGACGAGGAUGCAAAUCUGGUAGAAACUAGGACUAUUUAGAGUUUGUCAUUAUCAUUUCACAUAUGACCAGGAAAUUCCAAGGAUGCAGUUGGUUAACCUGCAGUACACAACAUCUGUCUCCAAAUGAACACUAACAUGAGGAACCGGUGAGAGUAAGUUCCGCUGUCUUUUAGAAACUCUGAAACAUGACGAUCCAUUUGGUCUGUGGGAGCUUUUCUGGUGCCUCGGUGUUCAUUGUAACCAUCAUGCAGCAUUGACCAUUCUGCUGUACAAUGUAAUUUUAUGGGUUUUGGUAUGACAAUGCCAACUGUCUAAAUUUGGUUCACAGUGUUGUGGUGAUGUGUGAUAAAUGCCACUUAUGAUACAGGAAGGAAAAAUGAUGACCUCUUGUAUGUGUAUCC